Messenger RNA from Homarus americanus (American lobster), 806 nucleotides. RefSeq names its product dual specificity testis-specific protein kinase 2-like. Gene Ontology annotation, molecular function: ATP binding; protein serine/threonine kinase activity. The record is from RefSeq and is a predicted model, not a curated record. Gene Ontology annotation, biological process: protein phosphorylation; actin cytoskeleton organization. The coding region runs from base 51 to 806 and encodes 251 amino acids. Lineage: Eukaryota; Metazoa; Arthropoda; Malacostraca; Decapoda; Nephropidae. Gene Ontology annotation, cellular component: nucleus; cytoplasm. The transcript is spliced from 7 exons.
CAUGUUGUUUGUGUUGUGGGCAGGUUCGACAUCGCGUGACGGGUGACGUGAUGGUGCUCAAGAUGAACAAACUCAUCAGUAACCGUCACAACAUGUUACGUGAAGUGGAGCUUAUGAACCGUCUUCACCACCCCAACAUUCUCAGUUAUUAUGGCGUGUGUGUCAACGAGGGCCAAGUGCACGCCUUAACUGAGUAUAUCAAUGGAGGGUCUUUGGAUUCUCUGAUUGGUGACCAGACUGUGUUCCUGCCCUGGGUGACUCGCGUCUCCCUGGCCUUGGACGUAGCGCGGGGCAUGGCUUAUCUACACUCUCAAGGGGUGUUUCACAGAGACCUCACUUCCAAGAAUGUAUUGAUCAAGCACACACAUGAGGCUGGUGAACACAAACUUACGGCUGUGAUUGCAGAUUUUGGUCUUGCUGCACCCAUACCACAUGAGAGGUGUAUGCGUCUACGUCAGGUGGGGUCUCCUUACUGGAUGGCUCCCGAGGUCAUCCGGGGCGACUGGUAUGACCAUCGAGUGGAUGUCUUCAGCUUUGGCAUCAUCGUGUGUGAAAUGAUUGCCAGGUGUGAAGCCGACCCAGACAUUCUCCCAAGAACUCAUAACUUUGGUGUUCAUUAUCAAGACUUUUACCAAAUGUGUCAACAAGACUGCCCGGCACUGUUUUUGCAGAUGGCUUUUCUGUGUUGUCAGAUUGAGCCGUCAUCUCGUCCAUCAUUUGAGGAGUUGACUCAGAAGCUUGUAGCCUCUCUUGCACCAACUCUACUACACUGUCUUCAAGACAUGGUCCCGAAAACUCAAAAGUAA